CGCGACUAACGUUAGGAAUUUAUUGAAGAACAGUCUAUAUUGUGAUAAACAAUGGCUUUUAUGUUGAAACACAUGAUAGGAGGGCAGCUGAAGGAUCUUACCGGGGGUCUAGAAGAGAAACCUGAAGGGGAAAAGACUGAAGCUGCGGCGAAAGGAAUGACCCAAGAAGAGUUCGAGCAGUACCAACAACAGCUGGCGGAGGAGAAGUUGGAAAGAGAUGCCAACUUUGCCCAAAAGAAGGCAGAGCGAGCCACAGUCAGGAGCCACUUCAGAGAAAAAUACCGUCUUCCUAAAAGUGAAUUGGACGAUACUCAAAUUCAGGCUGCGGCUGAUGACGUAGAGCUGCCCACUGAACUGGCCAAGAUGAUCGCUGAAGACAACCAAGAAGAAGAACACAAGCAGUCAGUCCUCGGCCAGAUCACCAACAUUCAGAACGUGGACAUGGACCAGCUGAAAGAGAAGGCCCAGUCCACCCUCGAGGACCUGAAACAGACUGCCGAGAAGUGUGAUGUCAUGUAGGACACAAAAAACAAGGAUCAGAGGUGAUUUU
Messenger RNA from Danio rerio (zebrafish), 550 nucleotides. RefSeq names its product complexin 3a (gene cplx3a). The record is from RefSeq and is marked provisional. Gene Ontology annotation, biological process: neurotransmitter transport. Lineage: Eukaryota; Metazoa; Chordata; Actinopteri; Cypriniformes; Danionidae. Gene Ontology annotation, cellular component: synapse.